Molecule: messenger RNA, 1952 nt
Organism: Anneissia japonica
Lineage: Eukaryota; Metazoa; Echinodermata; Crinoidea; Comatulida; Comatulidae
Product: von Willebrand factor-like
Exons: 5
Coding region: 18-1070 (350 amino acids)
Cellular component (GO): extracellular matrix
Source: RefSeq, a predicted model, not a curated record
ACGUAAGCGGCCAAAUAAUGUACGCACCUGCAUACUUUGAUGGAAUUGAACUACGACAGAAUGGUCUCAAAAUGAUGGUCAUCGUUGCCUCUAUUGGACUAGAAGUUCGUUUUGAACCACCUUCUCCUCGAUAUUAUCGUGUGGUUGUCUCCCCUGCGUUGUUCUGGAAUCAGACGGAGGGAUUAUGUGGUCUGUGUAACGGUAAUUUUACGGAUGAUUUUCUGUCCCGUGAUGGCAAAGUAAUAGAGGAUGAAUUUGAAUUCGGUUACGACUGGCUUGAACCUCCGGGUGGUGAUAGAGAAGGCUGUAUACCUCCGGCGGAACCAACUGCAUGUAUUCCAAGCCAAGAGGUGAUCGAUUGGUGUUCCAAAAUAAAUUCUACCAUAUUCGAAACCUGUCACGGGUAUGUAGACACACGAGAGUAUUAUGAGACCUGUAUCCGAGACGGGUGUGCAAACUCAACUGCAGGCAACUGCUGGGCAUUCGAAAGCUACACUGAGGAAUGUAGUGGAAAUAAUAUUUGUAUUCCAUGGAGAUCAGACGAGUUUUGUCCUGAACCAUGUCCAGAUGGCCUGGUAUAUCGACAAUGCAACUGUCCAAUAGCUGAGAUAGAUAGCUGCUCCGCAUGGGAACACUUUGAGUGCCCAUUGGAUCCAAUUGCUGGUUGCUUCUGUCCUGAAGGAACCGUGCCCGAUGGUAAUCAUCCAACCAACAUAACGUGCAUCCCAUGUGAAAGUACCCCACCAACAAUUUUUCCCAUCACAACUCCCACUAAAGCUCCUGGAAGUUGUGAAUUCGUAGAAUUGGACCCUGUCGAAGUCCAGAUUGGCUUGUGCAUUGGAUAUACACCUGCAACUGCCUGUAUGGGUAAAUGCGCUUCGUCAUAUCGAAUCACUGGCUAUGACAAUCUCAUCCCUAUUACAGAGCAAUCGUGUGCAAAUUGUGCGCCCACCGAAUAUGAAACAGUUAUGGUUGAUCUCGUAUGCCCCGGUAAUGUUUUCAAACAAGUUGAAGUGCAGACCAUUCGCACAUGUGAAUGCCUUGCUGGAAAUGGAGCGGAAUGUGAAUAAAACAAUUAGAAUAUUCCAGGAUUUCAGAUAUAUCUGACAGUAUGGAAAUUAAAUGCUCUCUUUGCUAAUUUAUGUUAUAGUUUAGGUUUUAUAGGAACGCCCCAUCGCGUAUCUCUAGUGAGGUAAUGUUAAAUUUUAAUUCAAUUAUAUUUUUUGUCGAUUGAAAAAAAAAUAUCGUCCUUUUUAUCAGUAAGCGUAAUGCAGCAUCCCAAACUCCUUACUAAAUGUUAUGCUGUACGUGAAGACUCUAUUUCAACAAGAAUCAACACCACGUUGAUUUGCUCAAUGUGAGGCAUGUGUAUUUUAUGAUAAUAAUCUGCUCGAGAGGGACUAAACCAGGACACAUUUAAGCUCACAUUCAUGUUUUCUAUUUUCUUGAUAUUCAAUAUGAUGAACGACCGUUGCGCGGGGCAUGUCCCACAAAAGGACAGUGUGAACGUACUUAAACACGUAGGGUUUGUGGGACAACAUGUGUGCUUGUGGGACAAGAGCUUAUUCCAGGACCUGUUCUGAUUGGUCGGUUGUUAAGUCUGAUUGUAACUCUGGAAAAUCGAUUUUUCUUAGUUACGAAUUUACUUUAAGCUGUGACGUUAUGUUCGCUUUCUUAUUCAUGGUUGUCAACAUUUGUGUCAAUAAACGUUAUUUAUUGCCAUUUGAAUCCAAAGUUCAAUGUAGUUAUUUAUGGUUAAAUAUUACCGGAUAUUAAAUUAUUAUUAAACUGAGAAACAAAGGAAAUAUGAUGUCCUAAUAUUUAAGUUUAUGUUAUAUUAGCGUGUAUUGGUUGUGUGCCAGUGUUGCCGUGCUUUUCCAUUGUAAUCAAUUGUCAUUAGAAAUAUUGUGAUUUCAACUAAUAAAAGAAAGAGAAUGCAUACUGGACCAUAA